AUUACGUCAUUACGUACGGCGACGUGAUGACGUAAUACGUUCAAAAUCGAACGGCUCUUUUGAACGGCUUUAUGAAACCAGCGGCUCCCUAAGGUCCGGAUCCCUUCAAAGAGACAUUUAUCCAUCUCUAACCCAAAGUGACUGAAUGUAAAAGAAACAUUAUGUUGAGAGGAKUUGACCCGGAGCAGGAAAGUGUCCCCGCCCCCCAGUGAUGUCAAACCUAGUAGGCGGGGUCAGAUCCUGAAGAAGUGGCUGAAUGCAGAGACCAGCUUUAAACCUGAACUCUUUUCACAUUCAAACAUUCAGUUAUACUUUCUGUCAGGUUAGAAACACGUAAUGAAGUAAAGCAACACRUUUAAAUAUGUUUUCACUGGCUGCAGCUGGUUUUUAGAUUUUCUAUAAAAGAGUUACAGUGUAAAAGAGAAAAUGAAAGACAUUUAGUGUCUGUUGGRCACAUGAGACAAGCAGUGGCAGCUCAGACACGUCUCAACGCUUCUGAAAAGAGUUUAAAAGAUUUAAACUCACAAAGUUCAGGAUUAGUUUGUUUUUUUACUGACAAAGUUCAGAGUUCAGCUGAAAAAUCUACAGUUUAACUUUAACAAACAGGAAGUUGUGUUGUUGGUCUGGAAUGAAGCCGGACCGGUCGAGUCUCCACCCCAACCCGGACUUCAGGUUCCAGAAAGACUCGUUUGGCUCCUGGGUUCCUGUCAGUCUGUCAGGUGGAACUCUGCCACACGCAGGACUUUAACUCUUCUGGAACAAAACCCUGGUCUGGGUUCCCCUYGGCGUCGCUCUGAGCCAGGAUGGCCCACAGACCUGAGGAGGACCUGCGGUGUCCCGUCUGCAUGGAGGUCUUCAGAGAUCCGGUCAUCCUGCCCUGCAGCCACAGCUUCUGUAAGGUCUGCCUGCACAGCUGGUGGGCGGAGAAGGACGUCCCAGAGUGUCCUCUCUGUAAGGACGUGUCCAACCAGAAGGACGUCCUCUGCAACCUGGCCUUGAAGAACCUGUGUGAGAUGUUCUCGUCGGGCCUGGGGAGGGCCUGGCCCAGGGGGGACGCCUGCCGCCUGCACGGAGAGAAGCUGCAGCUGUUCUGCCUGGAGGACCAGGAGCCGGUCUGCGUGGUCUGCAGGGACUCAGAGAUCCACCAGCAGCACCGCCUCAGACCCAGUUCUGAAGCUGCUCAGCAGCUCAGGCAGCAGCUGCAGGACACGCUGAGGACCUUACAGGACAACAUGAAGCUGCUGGACCAGGUCAAGGUCAGGGCUCACCAGACAGCUGACUUCAUCAAGGUCCAGACCCGCCUGACCGGGAUCCAGAUCAGAGAGGAGUUCAGGAAGCUGCACGUGUUCCUGGAGGAGCAGGAGAAGCUGAGGCUGGCAGCUCUGCUGGAGGAGGAGCAGAGGAAGAGUCAGCUGAUGAAGACCAGCRUGGACCUGCUGAGGGGACACAUGCUGGACCUGCUGGACCUCAUCAAAACCACAGAAGAAGAGCUGAGAGCUCCGGAUCUGUCAGUCCUGAUGAUGUACCGGACCAUAGUGGACCGGGUGCAGAGCCGCCCCCCACUGGACAACCUGGACCUGCUCCCUGGAGCUCUGAUCGAUCAGGCCAAACAUCUGGGCAACCUGGGCUUCAACAUCUGGGCUGCCAUGAAGGACCAGGUCUCCUUCAGUCCUGUGAUUCUGGACCCGAACACGAUGAGCCCAGAACUGAUCCUGUCCAAGGACCUGACCUCCACCAGGUGUGGUGGGAAACGGCAGCUUCCUGAAAACCCGGAGAGGAUGGACGGGUCCUGCUCCGUCCUGGGCUCAGAGGGCUUCAGCUGUGGGACCCACAGCUGGGAGGUCUGCGUGGAGGACCAGACCCGCUGGGAGCUGGGUGUCCUGCAGGACUCCCACCAGAGGAAAGGAGACCUGCAGUCUGGACUCUGGAGGAUCCAGCUGUGCGACGAGAAACACCGAGCCAUCGCCCCUCCUGGGACUUCRGUUCUGCUCCCGGUGCAGACCCUGCAGAAGAUCCGAGUGGACCUGGACCUGGACCAGGACAGCGUGUCCUUCUUUGAUGCUGAAACCAAUGAGCACGUCCACACCUUCACACACACCUUCACUGGCAGAGUGUUCCCCUACAUCUGGACCGGUUCUGAACGACCCGUCAGGAUUUUACCGCUAAACAUCAAAGUGUUCACAUUCUGACGUGUGUGUGUGUGUGUGUGUGUGUGUGUGUGUGUGUGUGUGUGUGUGUGUGUGUGUGUGUGUGUG
Molecule: messenger RNA, 2255 nt
Organism: Austrofundulus limnaeus
Lineage: Eukaryota; Metazoa; Chordata; Actinopteri; Cyprinodontiformes; Rivulidae
Product: tripartite motif-containing protein 35
Exons: 1
Coding region: 804-2189 (461 amino acids)
Molecular function (GO): protein binding; zinc ion binding
Source: RefSeq, a predicted model, not a curated record